This is a messenger RNA of Mesocricetus auratus (golden hamster), 2627 nucleotides long. It is a transcript of the gene Rad51d, whose product is annotated as RAD51 paralog D. Lineage: Eukaryota; Metazoa; Chordata; Mammalia; Rodentia; Cricetidae. The record is from RefSeq and is a predicted model, not a curated record. The coding region runs from base 199 to 1341 and encodes 380 amino acids. Gene Ontology annotation, molecular function: single-stranded DNA binding; ATP hydrolysis activity; ATP binding. The transcript is spliced from 11 exons. Gene Ontology annotation, cellular component: Rad51B-Rad51C-Rad51D-XRCC2 complex; replication fork; centrosome. Gene Ontology annotation, biological process: double-strand break repair via homologous recombination; reciprocal meiotic recombination; DNA strand invasion.
CAGGAGGGGCGGACCCAGGGCGUUGGAGUCCUUCGAGUUUGGGAAGGACUGUUUCCAGAGCUACAUCCUCUUCCCGCCCCCUCCCUCGCAGACGCACCAGAACCCUUUUCCCAGCAGUGGAACCGAGGGACGCCGGAGUGGAGGUCUCGGCGGGUGCCCACGUGACAGCCCCCGGGGUGCCCCGGAAUUGCUGGGAACAUGGGCGUGCUUAGGGUAGGGCUGUGCCCCGGCCUCACCGAGGAGAUCGUUCAGCUUCUGAAGGGCCAAAGGAUCAAGACAGUGGCAGACCUGGCAGCUGCUAACCUGGAGGAGAUAGCCCAGAAGUGUGGCUUGUCCUACAAGGCCCUGGUUGCCCUGAGGAGGGUAUUGCUGGCGCAGUUCUCGGCUUUCCCUUUAAAUGGAGCAGACCUAUAUGAAGAACUGAAGACUUCCACUGCCAUCCUGUCCACCGGCAUUGGAAGGGCCCUUUGUUGUCGGUCUCGGAAUGCUGAGGGCAGGGCGGUAGAGCAUGGGCACACUGUGGGAAAUGCUGUUGAUGGGGGAGAUUGGUUAUGCCUUCCAAGCCAGAGCUUUUGUCCGUUCAUCUCUGCUGGAAUGAGGUCUUCAAGAAACAUAAGCCUGGACAAACUUCUUGAUGCUGGCCUCUAUACUGGGGAGGUGACUGAAAUUGUAGGAGGCCCAGGUAGCGGAAAAACCCAGGUGUGUCUCUGUGUGGCUGCAAAUGUGGCCUACAGCCUGCAGCAGAAUGUACUGUAUGUUGAUUCCAGUGGAGGAAUGACAGCAUCCCGCCUCCUCCAGCUACUACAGGCUAGAACCCAAGAUGAGGAGAAACAGGCAGGUGCUCUCCAAAGGAUACAGGUGGCGCGUGCAUUUGACAUCUUCCAGAUGCUGGAUAUGCUGCAGGACCUUCGGGGCGCCAUGGCCCAGCAGGUGACAUCUUCCGGUACUGUGAAGGUUGUGAUUGUGGAUUCUGUCACUGCCGUGGUUGCUCCACUUCUGGGAGGUCAGCAGAGGGACGGCCUGGCCUUGAUGAUGCAACUGGCCCGAGAGCUCAAGACCCUGGCCCGGGACCUAGCUGUGGCAGUGGUGGUAACCAACCACUUGACCUGGGACAGGGAUGGUAGGAGGUUCAAACCUGCUCUAGGACGCUCCUGGAGCUUUGUGCCCAGUACCCGGAUUCUCCUGGAUGUCAUCGAAGGGGCUGGAACAUUAGGUAGAGGCCAACGCACAGUGUGUCUGACCAAGUCUCCCCGCCAGCCAACAGGUCUGAAGGAGGUGAUAGACAUUUGGACAUUGGGGACUGAGGAGCAGAGGCCAGAAUUGCCUGCCAAACAGACGUGACGCUGUUGAUUGGGAAAGGGACAGCUUCAAGGUCCUCACAGCGUUUUUUCCCAGCCAGCCGCUGUCCACUGCCACAUGGGGACCUGGCAGUGCAGACACCUCAGGUCUCAGGCUUGUGGGACGACAAGCCUCAGUUUUCUCAGCUUCACUCUGGGAUCUCAUGGAGCCACUGGCCCGAGGAUGCUGCGGGGGACACGACCUAGAAGUCCAUUGUAGUCCCUGGUGGUCUCAAGGUUUCUUCUUUUGUGUCCACCGUAUGUUUCCAAUGGAGGUUGAGUUCAACCUACCUUGGGACAUCAAACACCGCAGUGACUGGAUGAAUAGCUUCCUGGCCCUGUGUGUCUCUCUCCCUCACACAGUAAUUGAGCCAGGAAGCCUUUGUUCCACCCAUCCCCGUUUAUUUUGGCCUCUGAUUUCCCACCUACAAGAUGGGUUCUCUGAGUUACUCAUAGAAACAACCUCAGAAGUGUAAAGCUCUUUAAUGCAUGCACACUCUUAAAAAUAUAGAAAGAGGGCCGGGCGUUGGUGGCGCACUCCUUUAAUCCCAGCACUCGGGAGGCAGAGGCAGGCGGAUCUCUGUGAGUUCGAGGCCAGCCUGGUCUACAGAGUGAGUUCCAGGACAGCCUCCAAAGCUACAGAGAAACCCUGUCUCGAAAAACAAAAACAAAACAAAACAAAAUAUAGAAAGAGGAAGUCCUCUGAACCCUAGAGGCACCUGAUUUCCCCCAAGAAGGUUGAUUUUCAUGUCCUGCAGUGGGACUCCCAGAGAGUAAGAGUUCUUCCCUGCUUGCCGACUGGUUUCACACACCUGUAUACAGCACCCUGAGAGGUGAGAACAUGAGUUUGCUGCUGUCCCAGGGAUAUAAUUUACAGGGAGGGAGGUUGUGACCUGCUCCCAGUGAACCAGACACUUGUUUCACAUGCAUGGUGCCCUGUGGGGCUCUUCCUCAGUAUAGAGUAACCAGAGGUACUGAACCGUGGCCUAACCCAUAAACAGACAGAGGAGAAUUUGCACAGUAAAUAGAACCAGCUGGGAAAAUUGAUGCCGACAUAAAUAAUACAUGGCCAAUCUAGUCUUUUAUACAGAAAUUCAUUGCUGGUGGCUCUAAGAUGCAGCAUAAUUACACCUCUCGUCCUGCCAGCUGCACCACAGCCUCGUGGCUCAGUGAAUAAAAUAACCCUGUCUGUUACCAACACUGUGGCCAUCCAUCUGAGAGUCAUAACUCUGGCUGAGAGGGGAGGAUGGUACCAGGGAGUGGAAAAUAAAAGGCCGAGUAAAGAAAUGA